Messenger RNA from Cantharellus anzutake, 1880 nucleotides. RefSeq lists its product as uncharacterized. Bases 322 to 1485 code for a protein of 387 amino acids. The transcript is spliced from 2 exons. Gene Ontology annotation, molecular function: protein binding. The record is from RefSeq and is a predicted model, not a curated record. Lineage: Eukaryota; Fungi; Basidiomycota; Agaricomycetes; Cantharellales; Hydnaceae.
CGACACUAGUACUACCGAUUUUCCAUUUCGGCACAUUUCUUAUCUGUAUGUACACUCGAUGAUCGGGGUUCAAAUUUGUCCGGGAUUUUCGGUCAGUUCCACUGAAUCCACUUUACCUCGCACGGUAUAUGAAUUCGCGCAGAGAUAGGGGGAAAAAAUACGUUUCCUUUUCUGCAGGACAUGAAGGAGUGAUAACAUGCUGAAAGGGGAGUAUCAUACAGCGGAUGAAAUACGACUGGUAAUUCGGCCAAAGCCAGCGAUGUCCAACUUACACGUGCAGCUAGUGCACCAGACUUGCACCAACAGUGAAUCGUGAGCAUUAUGCUGUCUCGCGAUCUGAGGCGAUCACACCUACCUUACGAUCUGCUCUACGAGACCGUCGCGUUGCUCGACUUUGAAACCCUAAAAUCAUUCUCGCUCGUCAGUCGGGAUUGCAGGCUGGCCUCAUCUUCGCGAUUAUGGAAGGCAUUUACCAUCUGCAUUGAUUAUCGGUUCACGAGGGGAAAUUAUAAGCUAGGAUCAGAGUUUCUCCAACUGAUAACCCGCUUCAUCAUUGUCAAGCCUCGAGCAGGUCAUAUCCAAGACCUCCGCAUUAGGCUCCAUUCCCCGAUUGGCCCCCCAAAAGGUGGAGAGCUUAUGGUUAUGCAAGGGAUUGAUUAUCUAUUCGAAGGAAUACGCAGGCUAACUAAUCUUCGAUCGCUCGAGUUCCAUAUCCUUGUUCACCAACGCGAUUUUGCUCAUGCACUACGCGGAAUGACCUUUUCCCCCCACUUGGAGCGUUUCGCCACAAACCUUCACUCCGCUCAGGUCAGGAGUUUCGAUGAAUUAUUCCUCACAAUGCAAUCCAUCAAGUCGAUCCGGUGGAUGACCAACAGUACAGUGUUCCAAUCCGAGAUGCCCAUUUCGCCACUACGAAACCCACUUCCAAAUUUAACCGAACUCAUUGUGUGUAGCGUGUCAUAUACCGCUUUGAUGUGUGGUAGUCCGGUGACCCAUCUGACGAUACACGAUCUUAAAGCCGAAGAUCCGCCCGGGAUACUUAAACACAUUCAGCUCUCCACCCGCGACCUCACGCACUUGGAAGUUCAUGUUGACCUCAACGUUCGAUCGCCAACUAUAUCACUAUGUCCUGACCUCAUACAGCACAUCCCCAGUCUCCGCUAUCUCAGGAUGUCCCAUCGGUGCUGGACUGAAACCCAUUCCGAGGAAGGGUUCGAAAGUCUUAGAAUACUUGGAGACUUGCCAUUUUUGAGAGAAUUCGUAUGGACCGGGGGAAGCAGUUAUUGGCACGAUCAAUUGUUGGAUAUGAUGGAAAGAGGACGUUUUUCCAGUUUGCAGCGUGCCAUAUUCGGGCCGAGUCGUCCCACGGGAGACAAGACGAAAUAUUUGAUCAGGGAAAAUGGCAAGGCGGUAUUGACCGAGGUGUUGAAAGGCGUAUAUUUGACAACCAGGCCCCGUCAUUCCGAAGUUUCGUCCACCUUAUAAGUGCGGACAGGAGCCGAUCACAUCACGACGCCCCCAGAUCGUGCCUCUGAGCUUUGUUUUGGUAUGGGCAGGUGUCAAUCCGAUCGCGGUGAUGAUGCCGAGCCUUUAGCCAGCAUCCAUCUUCCUUUGGAGAAGGCACAAACGGGGAAAGCUCGUCAGUCUCUUCAUUUUCAAUUCCGUCUGCGUUUCACUCGCGACGAUGUCGUUGCAUGCCUUGAAGGCACAAAAUACCACAAUCUUAACAGGGUUUAUAGUAUUAUUAAGAUCAUCUAUACUUCGGGCAUGAUAGCUGUUACUGUACUGGAGCUUAUAUGGCCAAUAUUGUUAUUCAAUUAAACCAUCACUGCACCAUCUGCCAGAGUUUUCUGACCCAUCUUUUGACCGAACUUCUCGCC